GACGGGGUGUACGAAUCCCCGAAGAGUCAAAAAACAACCAGUAUCUCAGAGUGCUAUUCGGGACUUGGAUCCCGUGAACCCCAAUGGGUAACGAAUGACCAACGGAAGCAAGGUGAUCAGCCACGUAAUUUGCUUCCCUGUAAACAUGUUCGAUCCUAACCUGCCACCCCUGAUGAAGCCAUCGGCGGAUCUCAGCCACCAAGGUGAAAUGUGGAUGCUGUGGAGUAGCCUUCUCGACCAGGCUGAUCGCAGUGCACGAGUCAGUCUGUAGAACAACUUUCCUGAACCCCUCCUCCCAAGCCAGUCUCAACCCAUAAGCAAGCCCAGUCAGCUCCGCACGAGUAAUCGAACCCCCUCCCAAGUUCGCUGUAAAUGCUCGGAUAAAUCGUCCAUCGUCCCCUCUCACGAUGCCGCCACAUGUCGUGCUCGCAGGAGAAUGAGUGAGAGUGACUGAGCCAUCAGUAUUGAUGCAGGCCCAGCCGCUCAUCAUUCAUAAAACUGUUAUUUCUAAAUACUUGAAAUAAAUAAUAAAUUUUGAACAAAAUUCAUCAUUCACCUAAAUCAUUCAUAAAAUCCUUGGCCAAAUCCACCAAGCCGAUUAUGUCUCGCAAGAUCUGACUUUAGCUGGUUUAGUAAUUUCUUACACGCCGCCGGUCGCCGGACUUACCCCUUUCCCAACUUCGCCGACUCAUCAGUUUGAGAUAGCUGCCCUCUGUGUAGCUAAAAAGAGAAGACACGAAAGGUAUUUACUUUCCUAUCUGACGCUCGCCGGCCAUCGAGAGCUUUCCGAAAUGGAAGAGUUCAAGACAGCAAUCCUUCAGCCUGGGCCUCCUGAGAAUUUCGCUCUUCAAACUGUUCAAGAGUUUAUCAAACCUCAGAGGCAAACAAAAUUAGUGCAAGAUGAGAAUCAGUUGUUGGAAAACAUGCUCCGAACAUUACUUCAAGAGCUUGUGUCUUCAGCAGCACAGUCAGGGGAGCCAAUAAUGCAGUAUGGACAAUCAAUUGAUAACGAAGAAAGUUCUCAGGGCCUAAUCCCUCAUCUCUUAGAUGUUGUGCUUUAUCUCUGUCAGAGAGAACAUAUUGAAGGUGGAAUGAUAUUUCAGCUGUUGGAAGACUUGACUGAAAUGUCCACCAUGAGGAAUUGCAAAGACGUAUUUGGCUACAUAGAGGGUAAACAGGACAUACUUGGGAAGCAAGAACUUUUUGCUCGUGGAAAACUUGUUAUGUUGAGGACUUGUAAUCAACUUCUUCGACGCCUCUCAAAGGCAAAUGAUGUUGUUUUCUGUGGACGAAUUCUCAUGUUUCUCGCACACUUUUUCCCAUUAUCAGAGCGUUCAGCGGUUAACAUUAAAGGAGUUUUCAACACAUCAAAUGAGACGAAGUAUGAAAAGGAUCCACCAGAAGGCAUUUCUAUUGACUUCAACUACUACAAAACAUUGUGGAGUUUACAGGAAUUCUUUUGCAACCCUGCCUCCUUAACCGUUUCGCCAGCCAAGUGGCAGAAAUAUACAUCUAGUCUAAAGGUUGUGUUGGAUACCUUUGAAGCACAACCGUUGAGUGAGGAAGAAGGAGAUGCAAAUAAUUUGGAGGAAGAGGCAGCAUCUUUCAACAUAAAGUAUCUUACUAGCAGUAACUUGAUGGGACUAGAGUUAAAAGAUCCGAGCUUCCGCCGCCAUGUUCUUGUACAGUGCCUUAUACUCUUUGAUUAUCUUAAGGCUCCUGGUAAAACUGACAAGGAUGUCACUUCUGAAACUAUGAAAGAAGAGAUAAAAUCCUGCGAGGAGCGUGUGAAGAAAUUACUGGAGAUGACUCCUCCUAAAGGAAAAGAUUUUCUUCGCAAGAUUGAGCACAUAAUAGAACGUGAAAAAAACUGGGUCUGGUGGAAGCGUGACGGAUGUCCUCCAUUUGAAAAACAACCAGCAGAGAAGAAAUCAGUCCAGGAAGGAAAUAGGAAACGUAGACCGAGGUGGAGGUUGGGAAACAAAGAACUAUCUCAAUUGUGGAAAUGGGCAGACCAAAAUCCUAAUGCUUUGACUGACCCUCAGCGUGUUCGGACUCCUUCAAUCACGGAAUAUUGGAAACCCUUGGCUGAAGAUAUGGACCCGGCAGCUGGAAUUGAAGCAGAAUAUCACCACAAGAACAACAGGGUAUAUUGCUGGAAAGGUCUGCGGUUCUCAGCAAGGCAGGACCUCGAGGGUUUUUCAAAAUUCACUGACCUUGGUGUUGAAGGAGUAGUUCCUCUAGAAAUUCUGGCACCCGAUGUCCGAUCCAAGUACCAGGCUAAACCGAGUGACAGAUCUAAGCGUGCCAAGAAGGAAGAAGCCAAGGGUGGGCCACAACCACCAGAAGAAGCUCAGGCUGCAAGUGAGAACGAUGGUGAAGGUGCUAGGCCAGUUGAUGUUGAAGCCUCGGCAGCGCCAAUGGAGACAGAUGCAGCAACUGUAAACACUUCCCAAGAUGGUGGUAGUCCUCCAACACCGGAGGAGGAACAAAAGCAGAACUCCGAUACUGAUGUGGGUCAAGAAGCAGGGCAACUCGAAACCGAUGGACCACUUGAACAGGAUGGCGAAGCAGUAGAAACAGGGACGGGUGACGGAGAGACCGACGCUGAGGCAGAUAUAGAAGCUGUGAGCUGAAUUAUCUCUCUAUUGUGGUGAUACCAGAAGCGUAAGAGCUCGGACAUGAAUGUGUCGGCAAAAACAGUGACGAUGGCACUUGAUUCUCUUCCAACCAUGACCCAAACAGUAAUGACAGCAAAUAUUCUGUAAUGUCAUUUUAUGUUAGCACCUUAUAUGUUAUAACAUAACCAGAAAUCUUUAGCGUUCCAUUAUGCAGAAUGGAAUCGACGGGUUGACGUAAGAAAAAAAAUGUACUUUGUGGGUAAUAUUAUGAAAUACGUGUAAUGUUUAGAAUACAAAAUUUCAAACCAUGAUGUAUUUGAAUUAUAACAUUUCAAACAUGCUCCACCCUGGAAACAGAAUUUGAGAGGGAGGUGUUUGAGGACUGAGUGCAACUUAGAGCUUUUAUUGUAAUUUACGACAAUUAUGAUUAAACAAUCUCAUUUUUU
Linum trigynum is the source of this 3067-nucleotide messenger RNA. The record is from the annotation of a GenBank genome assembly. Lineage: Eukaryota; Viridiplantae; Streptophyta; Magnoliopsida; Malpighiales; Linaceae.